Messenger RNA from Protopterus annectens (West African lungfish), 1299 nucleotides. Its product is annotated as vomeronasal type-2 receptor 26-like. Gene Ontology annotation, molecular function: G protein-coupled receptor activity. Gene Ontology annotation, cellular component: membrane. Bases 1 to 1299 code for a protein of 432 amino acids. The record is from RefSeq and is a predicted model, not a curated record. The transcript has 5 exons. Gene Ontology annotation, biological process: G protein-coupled receptor signaling pathway. Lineage: Eukaryota; Metazoa; Chordata; Ceratodontiformes; Protopteridae.
AUGUUUUUGCUCUUCCAUUAUAUCAAACAUGUUCAUUUCACCAAUGAAGCUGGUGAGGAGAUAUUCUUUGAUGCAAAUGGAGAUCCACCAGCUAUCUUUGACAUUCUACAAUGGCAAGCUUUCCCAAAUGGUUCUAGCAGUUAUGUUCAGGUGGGAAUGUUUGACUCCACAGCCCCUGCUGGUCAGAAAAUCAGCAUUAAUGUCAGCUCCAUCAUCUGGAAUGUUGAGUUCCUGCAGCAGAAUGGGUUUUCCCAGAUCCCUCGCUCUGUGUGUAGUGAAAGCUGCUCUCCUGGGUACAGAAAGGCUCCACAAAAAGGACAGCCAGUGUGUUGCUUUAACUGUGUUCCGUGUUCAAAAGGAGAGAUCUCAAACGCAACAGACUCUACUAUCUGUAAGACAUGCCCAGAAGAACUGUGGUCUAAUGACAACCAAGACAAGUGCAUUCCUAAGAUGAUAGAGUUCCUGUCGUAUGAAGAACCUUUGGGUGUAACCCUAACAGUCAUUACCAUUUUCUUCUCUGUCCUCAGCAUAUCAAUCCUUUGUGUGUUUGUUGCCAGUCGCGAAACACCCAUUGUCCGAGCCAACAACAGGAAUCUCAGCUACUUACUCCUUGUUUCCCUAAUGCUCUGCUUCCUUUCUUCCUUAACGUUCAUUGGCCAUCCUAUGACAGUAAAUUGUAUGCUGCGUCAAGCCACAUUUGGUACAACUUUCUCCUUCUGCACCUCCUGUAUUUUGGCAAAAACUGUCACUGUAGUUGUUGCUUUUGGUGCCACAAACCCAAACAGCAAGCUAAAGAUGUGGUUAGGAUCCAGGACUCCAAAUGUUAUACUUCUCUGUGGUUCAGUUGUUCAAUUUAGUAUAUGUACAACUUGGCUGGCUAGUUCUCCUCCAUAUCCAGAGCGCAAUACUGAAUUCCGCAAUGAAAAACUAAUUAUUCAGUGUAAUCAGGGUUCAGUUGUGGCAUUCAGUUGCAUGCUGGGCUACCUAGGUGCCUUGGCAAUUAUAACUUUUAUAGUAGCUUUCUUAGCAAGGAAAUUGCCAGAUACUUUCAAUGAAGCCAAAUUUAUCACAUUCAGCAUGUUAGUAUUUGUGAGUGUUUGGCUAUCCUUCAUACCAGCCUAUCUAAGCACAAGUGGGAAGUAUAUGGUGGCAGUGGAAGUAUUUGCCAUCUUGUCAUCAGGUGCUGGUAUGGUUUUUUGCAUCUUUUUCCCAAAAUGUUACAUUAUUCUCCUGCGACCUGAUCUGAAUACACGAGAGAAGCUUAUCGGAAAGGCACAAUUUGGAGAUAGGAAAAAAUGA